AUGGGCAUAUUUUGUCAGCAAGGAUUGAAAAUAGUUCACCAUGCAGAGAAGACACUGUCCAGCUUCUGCAAGUGGCAGAAAAGCAUCAAUCCCAAGAGUGACCUCAACCCUGUCCAUCACGAUGUGGCUGUUCUUAUCACCAGAAAGGACAUCUGUGCUGGUGUCAAUCGCCCUUGUGAGACUCUGGGGCUGUCUCAACUGUCAGGAAUGUGCCAGCCUCACAGGAGUUGUAACAUCAAUGAAGAUUCUGGCUUGCCCCUGGCUUUCACCAUUGCCCAUGAACUCGGGCACAGCUUUGGCAUCCAGCAUGAUGGAAAAGAAAAUGACUGUGAGCCUGUGGGCAGGCACCCAUACAUCAUGUCCCAGCAAAUUCAGUAUGAUCCCACUCCACUGACAUGGUCAAAGUGCAGCAAAGAGUACAUCACUCGCUUCCUGGACCGAGGCAGGGGAUUCUGUCUUGAUGAUAUCCCCAAAAAGAAAGGCUUGAAGUCCAACGUCAUUGCUCCAGGGGUGAUUUAUGACGUUCAUCACCAGUGCCAGCUCCAAUAUGGCCCCAAUGCUACGUUUUGCCAGGAAGUGGAAAAUAUCUGCCAGACACUGUGGUGCUCUGUAAAAGGCUUCUGUCGCUCGAAGCUGGAUGCUGCUGCAGACGGGACACGCUGUGGUGAGAAGAAGUGGUGUAUGGCUGGAAAGUGUAUCACAGUGGGGAAGAAACCAGAGAGCAUCCCUGGAGGCUGGGGACGCUGGUCACCCUGGUCCCACUGCUCCAGGACCUGUGGGGCGGGAGCUCAGAGUGCAGAGAGGCUCUGCAACAACCCCGAACCAAAGUUUGGAGGGAAAUACUGCACCGGAGAAAGAAAACGCUAUCGCUUAUGCAAUGUCCACCCCUGCCGCUCAGACACCCCGACUUUCCGGCAGAUGCAGUGCAGUGAAUUUGACACUGUUCCCUACAAAAAUGAAUUCUAUCGCUGGUUCCCAGUGUUUAAUGCAGCACAUCCUUGUGAGCUGUACUGCAGACCCAUAGAUGGACAGUUUUCUGAGAAAAUGCUGGAGGCCGUCAUCGAUGGUACCCCAUGCUUUGAAGGCGGCAGCAGCAGAAAUGUCUGUAUUAAUGGCAUAUGUAAGAGGGUCGGCUGUGACUAUGAGAUUGACUCCAAUGCUACUGAGGAUCGCUGUGGUGUGUGCCUUGGAGAUGGCUCUGCCUGUCAGACUGUGAAGAAGCUGUUUCGACAGAAGGAAGGAUCUGGUUAUGUUGACAUCGGACUUAUUCCCAAAGGGGCGAGGGAUAUAAGGGUGAUGGAAAUCAAAGCAGCUGGAAAUUUCCUGGCCAUUAGGAGUGAAGAUCCAGAAAAGUAUUACCUCAAUGGAGGGUUUAUUAUCCAGUGGAAUGGAAACUAUAAACUGGCAGGGACUGUCUUCCAGUAUGAUAGGAAAGGAGAUCUGGAGAAGCUGAUCGCUCCAGGCCCCACCAACGAGUCAGUGUGGAUCCAGCUACUAUUCCAGGUGACUAACCCUGGUAUCAAGUAUGAGUACACCGUCCGGAAAGAUGGCCUUGACAAUGAUGUGGAGAAGUUGCUGUACUUCUGGCAGUUUGGCCGCUGGACAGAAUGCAGUGUAACGUGUGGGACAGGUAUCCGUCGCCAGACAGCUCACUGUGUCAAGAAGGGCCAUGGGAUAGUGAAAGCUACUUUCUGUAACCCAGAAACACAGCCCAGUGGGAGACAGAAGACGUGCUAUGAAAAGGAUUGUCCACCCAGGUGGUGGGCAGGAGAGUGGGAAGCAUGUUCAACAACAUGUGGUCCCUAUGGAGAAAAAAAGAGAACAGUGCUGUGUAUCCAGACCAUGGGCUCUGAUGAGCAGGCUCUCCCAGCUACAGACUGCCAGCACCUGCUGAAACCCAAGGCACUGGUUUCCUGUAACAGAGAUAUUCUGUGUCCAUCAGACUGGACAGUGGGCAACUGGAGUGAGUGCUCGGUUUCCUGCGGUGGUGGAGUGCGGAUUCGCAGUGUCACCUGUGCCAAGAACCACAAUGAACCUUGUGACAAGACACGGAAACCCAACAGCCGAGCUCUGUGUGGCCUCCAGCAGUGCCCAUCUAGCCGCAGAGUUCUGAAACCCAAUAAAGACAUGGCUCCCAGGGGGAAAAACCAACCAACAUCAGAGUAUGACCCCUUCAAGCCCAUCCCUGCACCCACAUCCAGAUCCGUGCCACUGUCCACGCCCACAGUGCCUGGGUCUAUGAGCACAAGCACCACAGCAAUCAACAGCCUUGGCCCCACUAUGGCACCUGAAGAUGGGAUAGAAUGGCAGCAUACUUCAACCCAAACUAAAGAAGACUCCCGCUACCUUACUUCCUCUGGAAGCACUUCCCAGGCGCCCUUCACUUCCUGGUCUGUGAGUACCCAGCCCGAUGAUGAAAAUGUUUCUAGUUCGGCUAUAGGUCCUACUUCAGAGGCUGACUUUUGGGCAACAACAAGCGAUUCCGGCUUAUCAUCUAGCAAUGCUGUGACUUGGCAAGUAACCCCAUUUUAUGACCCCUUGACCACGGAUCCGGAAGUGGAGAUACACAGUGGCUCAGGGGAAGGAAGUGACCAGCCUAUGAACAAGGAUGAAAACAACUCUGUGAUAUGGAACAAGAGCAGGGCACCUGAGCACGCGUCUUCCAUGGAGAGGAAUGCAGAAAUACCACUCAGACCUCCACCAACAUCUUAUGUCGGGGAAGAGACUUCAUGGCCUCCCUUCAGUGCAAUGAUGAAAGGCUCACUACCUGACUGGUCCCUUAAAAAUGAGACACCCAGAGCUGAGGGGAUGAUCACUGAAAAAACAAGGAACAUUCCACUCCCACCUGGAGGAGGCCAUCACCCAACGCCCUCAGAAAAGUUAGAAAACCAUGACCACUUGGCAUUGCCAAACGAUACAAAUCCAACCCAAGGCUCUGGGCCUGUCCUGACAGAGGAAGAUGCAUCAAGUCUGAUUGCUGAGGGAUUUCUGCUAAAUGCUUCCAAUUACAAGCCGCUUAUGAAGGUCCCCAGCCCUGCACACUGGAUUGUUGGAAACUGGAGUAAAUGCUCCACCACAUGUGGGCUGGGGGCCUACUGGAGGAGUGUGGAGUGUAGCACCGGGAUGGAUGCUGACUGUGCAGCCUUUCAGAGGCCAGACCCUGCUAAGAAGUGCCACCUCCGCCCCUGCGCCGGCUGGCGAGUGGGAAACUGGAGCAAGUGCUCCCGAAACUGCAGCGGAGGCUUUAAGAUUCGUGAGAUUCAGUGCAUGGACAGCCAGGACCACCACCGGAGCCUGAGGCCAUUUUACUGUCAGUUCCUGGCUGGCCUUCCUCCUCCCCUGAGUAUGAGCUGUAACCUGGAGCCGUGUGAAGAAUGGCAAGUGGAGCCCUGGAGCCAGCACACAGCCACAAUGACAGCAAAAAGUCUGCGCCUGUCUUUAAAUUCGCCACCACCUGAUUUAAUUUACCACCUGUCCAUGUUGUGUAUCAGUGUUCUAGGUCCUGUGGAGGCGGUGUUCAGGAGAGAGCAGUCUCUUGCCCGGGCGGCCUCUGUGAUUGGACAAAAAGACCUGCGUCCACUGUGCCCUGCAACAGGCACCUUUGCUGCCGCUGGGCCACUGGGGAUUGGGACCUGUGUACCACUUCCUGUGGCAGCGGCUCUCAGAAGAGAACUGUUCAUUGUAUCCCCUCAGAAAACAGUACGACUGAAGAUCCAAACCAGUGCCUCUGUGACCACGAAGUCAGACCCCCAGAAUUCCAAAAAUGCAACCAGCAAGUCUGUAGGAAGAGUGCUGGUAGGUGCCUGGGUUGCUCAGAUGAGAUUUAACGUGCACGAAGGACAGGCUUUCGACCAGCUUCUGCCAGACGCUAAAAUCCAUGAAGAAAUGCUCUGUGCCCUCAGUGAGAGCACAGUGCUGCCUCUCAUGUCCGCAGACACAGAGCAUCCACACCCAAAGGCAAAGAAAACAGCAGCUACUCCAAAAUCACGGCACCCUCUAGGUUCAGAAAGAAGCCAUCGUCAUCAACCUCCACAGCCUGCUGCUCGAGAACAUGGUCCAGAAGGCCGCUUCAUUGCUAUUUCACUUUACACAUGCCAGGUUCAACUAUAG
Peromyscus eremicus (cactus mouse) is the source of this 4110-nucleotide messenger RNA. It is a transcript of the gene Adamts12, whose product is annotated as ADAM metallopeptidase with thrombospondin type 1 motif 12. The record is from RefSeq and is a predicted model, not a curated record. Gene Ontology annotation, molecular function: metalloendopeptidase activity. Gene Ontology annotation, cellular component: extracellular matrix. The coding region runs from base 1 to 4110 and encodes 1369 amino acids. The transcript is spliced from 20 exons. Gene Ontology annotation, biological process: proteolysis; extracellular matrix organization. Lineage: Eukaryota; Metazoa; Chordata; Mammalia; Rodentia; Cricetidae.